This is a messenger RNA of Xiphophorus couchianus (Monterrey platyfish), 2356 nucleotides long. RefSeq names its product pyroglutamylated RFamide peptide (gene qrfp). The transcript has a single exon. Gene Ontology annotation, molecular function: orexigenic neuropeptide QRFP receptor binding. The record is from RefSeq and is a predicted model, not a curated record. Lineage: Eukaryota; Metazoa; Chordata; Actinopteri; Cyprinodontiformes; Poeciliidae. The coding region runs from base 474 to 1079 and encodes 201 amino acids.
GAAUUUAAAUACAUUUUCUUGUAUGGGAUGUAAAUAUUGGCAGAAAAACUGUUUCCAACCUAAUGACAAAAAAGUUUAUCUAAAAGAUAUGCUACGGACACUUUUAGUGUCAUUCUGUUGUGGAAAUUCCAUGUAUUUUCAUGAAAAUCAGAAAAUUAUCUAAAACUUCCAUUUUUUUUAUUUUAAUCUUUAGAGAGAGGCAUUGUUUUACCUGAUAAUUUUGUUUAUGGUAACAACUAUAAACUCUGAUCAAUGAUGCUUGAAAACCUUUAACAUUGGCUACAUGGUUUUUAUUUUUAUCCAACUCAAAAUCAAUUAAGGAACAAAAAUAAUCCAAUUUUGUUUUAAGUUUUCUACAAUCUAAUAUCAUGCUUUAUAUUUUUCCCAUUUUAUGAAUGCCCUACAUAUCUUAUCCUAAUUGAAUAUGUUUAAAGCAAAUAAAAUCUAAUAAAGGAUUUUAAACUCCCUAUAACAUGAUCAUUGCUGCUCUUUUUGUCCAGAUGAGACUGCCUUUCCAUAUCAGUGCCUCACAGGUAACCCUCCUCUUCCUCAACCUCCUCUGCCCAAUCCCACACACAGUUUCCACGCAUCUCCCAUCUUCUGCUGCUUUCUAUCCCAGUCAAGAGCUGGAAUCCAGCCUGUAUGACCUCAGUGCUCCACUGCAGGACACCAAAAUCCCUAAAAUGUGGUCUGACUGGCUUCAAGACUCUCUGCAAAUUCUUCUAGAGCCUGAGGAAGUGGGUGGUGUCUGGGAAGAAGAGCAGCUGCUGAGAGACCAGAGAGAAGACGUUAUGGAUCUGCCACUCUCCCCAUUCGCUGCUGAUAACUCUCUAGAGGCCAUGAACUAUCAGGACGGAGGAGAAGGUGAAGAAGGCUGGAAAAGAAACGAUGCUCUUACAUCCAUGGCCGGAGGGCUUCAAGCCGUCAGCCGAGAGAAAGGAGGAUUUGGUUUCCGCUUUGGGAGGAAGAGACGACUAGAAAAGAGGAGGAGGGAUGGAGGGGUAAUUGAAGGAGCUGGAAAACAGAGGAGGACAAGAGAAAGGAGAAAAAGAGGUUUCAUAACUGAAGUGUGGGGUUAAAUAGGAUUCCUUUUUUUAUCUUUACUUUAUUGUCAACAGAAAGCAACCAGUAGUAUCUAAUGCAUUUUAAACAGAGAGAAGAUGCAGAAAGCUGCUCUGUGCUUCACUGCCUAUAAUUGUAAGAAACGAGGCAAUAACGAAGAUUUUUGUUUAAUAAACAUUACAUAAUUUACAUGCCUUAAAAAUUCAUAUUAACUCUUCAUGAAAUUGCACAAAUGAAAAACUGUUAAGUUAAAUAUGUGACUUCCAUCAGUUGUAUCUGUCUCUCAGGCCUUGAUGGGUUUUUUUUUUAUUUACAGACAUUGUACAGCAGUUCAUCAACCCUUUCAAAGGAAAGAUGAAUGGUACCAGGUGAAAGCAAAAAUGACUAAUUUCAACCUGUGGUACAAGCACAAUUUAACAAAGGUUGUGAAUUGAUGAUCAAUCAGAAUAAAAAUAAGUACAUAUUGUUGCAUUCUGUACAUAUCCAAUACAUCAUGCUUCAUGUCUCAUUAAAACCAACUAAGCUACUGUUUUACUCAGCACCAUCAUUAAUAAGUGUAUAUCUGCUUGGAUUAACCAAUUUAAGAUGAGUGCAGCUGCUAAACUUUAGGACGCUGCACUCACCUCUUGAUGGCGCCUUAGUGACUCUAAUCAUUUUAGUGCAUCUCUGUGUGACAAACCUUCCCAGAUUCUUGGAACAGCAAUAUCAUAAAGAAUUUUGUAAAGUAAACAUUUACCAUUUCGAGGGGCUGAUCAUUAAACUCCUCAGAGCCAUUACUUUGAGAAAUAAUGAGAUAUGGUUAAGAAUAAAAAAGGGUUUAAUGCCGAAACUGAUCAAAUGUUACAUGUCAUACAAAUGGAAUAGGGUGACAUUCACUGUCCAGCGCUAGACUUCACUCAUCUCGCCUUAAGAGCACACACCAAGUGAAGCAAAGAAUGUAGAAUAUUCUCCUCAUUCUGCACCCUCUGUGUGACUGUUGCCAGUUUUAUAUGUUAUGCACACUGCUUACUGCUAUGCAAGCAUGCAGCAUCAUAUACUGCAUAUGAUGCAGUAUAUGAUCAUAUAUAUAAAGGACACAGAAUCAUAUACACAUAAAAAAUGUUUGCAUGAAGUAUGAGACUUCUGAAAUGUAAAAAAAAUCAUAUUUGAAAAGAAAAUGACAGUCGUUAUAUAGUCUGGAUUUCAUGUCAUGAAGUCUGUAGUUACUUUUCUACAUUGAUGCAAGAGGUUUAGUCACACAAUGUAGAAAACAUAAAAAUGUCAUAGUUUAGAUACAUAUGUGAAACCUCAAUGG